This is a messenger RNA of Nerophis ophidion (straightnose pipefish), 8000 nucleotides long. RefSeq names its product Ras association (RalGDS/AF-6) and pleckstrin homology domains 1b (gene raph1b). Gene Ontology annotation, biological process: signal transduction. Gene Ontology annotation, cellular component: plasma membrane; cytosol. The coding region runs from base 1670 to 5647 and encodes 1325 amino acids. The record is from RefSeq and is a predicted model, not a curated record. The transcript is spliced from 11 exons. NCBI's taxonomy places the organism in Eukaryota, Metazoa, Chordata, Actinopteri, Syngnathiformes, Syngnathidae.
AAGAAAAUAUUUUAAAGUCUUGGUCUUCACUUGUUUAAAUAAAUUCAUUUAUUUUUUUACUUGGCUUCUUAUAACUUUCAGAAAGACAAUUUUGAAGAAAAUAUACAACCUUAAAAAUGAUUUUAGGAUUUUUAAACACAUAUACCUUUUUACCUUUUAAAUUCCUUCCUCUUCUUUCCUGACAAUUUAAAUGAAUGUUCAAGUACAUUUAUUUUUUUUAUUGUAAAGAAAAAAUAAAUUUUAAUUUAAUUCUUCAUUUUAGCUUCUGUUUUUUCGACGAAGAAUAUUUGUGAAAUAUUUAUUCAAACUUAUUAUGAUUAAAACAAAAAAAAAAUAUUCUGGCAAAUCUAGAAAAUCUGUAGAAUCAAAUUUAAAGUCUUUUGAAUUUCUUUUACAAUUUCUGUUCUGGAAAAUCUAGAAGAAAUAAUGAUGUGUCUUUGUUAGGAAUAUAGCUUGGUUCAAUUUGUUAUAUAUUCUAACAAAGUGCAGAUUGGAUUUUAACCUACUUAAAACAUGGCAUCAAAAAUAUAUAUUUAUUGUGAGAAAUCAUUAAGAUGAUCAGUGUUCCACAAAGAUAAAUAUCAUUAAUUAUUAAUAGUAACAUAGAGUUAAAGGUAAAUUGAGCAAAUUGUCUAUUUCUGGCAAUUUAUUUAAGUGUGUAUCAAACUGGUAGCCCUUUGCAUUAAUCAGUACCCAAGAAGUAGCUCUUGGUUUCAAAAAGGUUGGUGACCCCUGAUUUAGAAGCACAGUGUGACUACCGGACCGGCACCACCCUUGUGGCAUAGUUUCACACAGGAAAAGGCCACUAAAAGCCUGCCACCACACUGUACGUAUCAGCCAAAUAGUGCUGGAGGCGGUCAAGUGGAAAAGGUAGUCUGGCUGAAGGAGGUAAGAGGCUUGAGGGGUGGUUUAACACCCCCACCUUCAACUUCCCAGCUAGGAAGCAGGCCCACUACCUUAAAUAUUCAACACUUCACCCAAAUUCUCCAUACUUGUCCACCAGUGUUAGCGCUGAGGUUGUGGUGGUCACGGGUGCCCAUCCCCCUGACCCAAGGAGAGCCAGUCGGGGACAUGGAGCUCACUGCUUCUGCUACGUUGCGGGUGCUAUGCUUUCCUCAAUUGGGCACGCUCCCAAAAAGCCCUUUGAGAUGAAGGGAGAGCGAGAGAGCGAGAGAGAGAAAGUCAUGAAGGGGAAGACUGAAUGUUGGAAGGGGGAGGGGCAUCAUCCUCUCUUAGGUAUACGUUAGUAGUCAAGUUGUCUUCAUUUGGGUUGCACAUGUCACUUAGCACACGUUGCCGUCAUGGAAGGUGCAUGGCAGGGAUUUGAGAACACUCUCUGAACCAAUUUCUUACAUUGAAACUUUUUGGAACGUUUUCAGUGGAUUAUUUGUCUCUAUUAUAUUUAAGUGGAGGACUGGAGGAGGCUUUUUGAACAGAUUCCACACUCAUCCGCAGCUUGUGGCCCUCCGGGGGAUCUCCCCGUAUUGUUUCCCUUCCGCUGUACGAGGGAUCAAAGGGAUCCGCUGCAGCUCCAUAAGAAUCUGGAGAGGAACCGUAGACGGCGCAUGGAGCGCCAUAUUUGAGGGAGCAGCGGAUCGCUGUUGGAAUCGACAAGACUGUUUUUGAUCAAAUAUUCACUUGCCAGGCAUUUCAUUAGCACCUUUGGGAAAUGGAGGUCAUGGCGUCUUGUUGGAGAGGGCAGGAGGAGCAAGCUGCUAAGCUGAAGGCAGAGAAGAUCCGAGUGGCCCUGGAGAAAAUUAAAGAAGCUCAGGUCAAAAAGCUGGUGAUCAGGGUGCACAUGUCAGACGAGAGCUCCAAGACCAUGAUGGUGGACGAGAGGCAGACGGUCAGGCAGGUCCUUGACAGCCUGCUGGACAAGUCUCACUGUGGUUACAGUCCUGACUGGUCUCUGGUGGAAAACAUUAACGAGCUUCAAAUGGAGCGUAUUUUCGAGGAUCACGAGAACUUGGUGGAGAAUCUGUUGAAUUGGACGCGGGACAGUCACAACAAGCUGAUGUUCAUUGAGCGCAUCGAAAAAUACGCUCUCUUCAAGAACCCUCAGAACUAUUUGCUGGGGCGCAAAGAGACUUCUGAAAUGGCAGACCGAAACAAAGAGGCUUUACUAGAAGAGUGCUUUUGCGGAGGCUCUGUAUCUGUGCCAGAGAUCGAAGGGGUGCUGUGGCUAAAGGAAGAUGGGAAGAAGUCAUGGAAGAAGCGCUACUUCCUCCUCAGGGCUUCUGGAAUCUAUUAUGUACCAAAAGGCAAAGCAAAGGCAUCGAGAGAUCUUGUAUGCUUCCUACAGCUGGACCAUGUUAAUGUGUACUAUGGUCAAGACUAUCGCAGCAAAUAUAAAGCUCCCACUGACUACUGCCUGGCUUUGAAGCAUCCACAGAUCCAGAAGAAGUCGCAGUAUAUUAAGUAUCUGUGCUGUGAUGAUGUCAGGACUUUGCACCAGUGGAUAAACGGAAUUCGAAUUGCAAAGUAUGGGAAGCAGCUCUAUGGGAACUACCAGGAGGCCAUGAAAAGAACCGAGGCAGCCUACGAUUGGUCCUCUCUGUCCACCUCGAGUAUCCGAUCAGGCUCCAGUUCUGCAAGCAUACCCGAAUCCCAGUCCAAUCAUUCAGGCCAUUCAGACAGUGGUGUGGACACAGGAUCUUCUCAUGGUCGUUCCCAGAGUGUGGUGAGCUCCAUUUUCUCAGAGGCUUGGAAGAGAGGCACUCAAAUCGAGGAGAACACCAAGAUGCGAAUGGAGGCGUCCAGAGGGGCCACUUUGCCCCAUGCUACCCACAGCCACCGCCAUCACAGCCAGCAUUCGGUUGACCACCCGGCUUUGACACCUCCUCCUCAAUCUCAUCCCCACCAACAGCAGCAACCACAGGGUGUGGAGCAGCACAUUCCCCCGCCGCUGCCUCAACAGGCCCAGCAGCCUCUGCCACAGUCGCCUCAGCGCUCACAGCAACCUCCUCCUCAACAACAACAGCAGCAUCUUCACGCCAUGAGCAACUACAACCAUAUGCACCCUCAACAGCCACCAAACCUUGGCAGCAACUACAGCCACUUGCCGCCAGCAGCACUGUCACCUCAACAGCAGCAGGCGCACUCAAACUACACCCAGGUACCUUCCCAACAGGCGCCACACCCUGGGAGCAACUACAGCCUCAUACCACCACCCUCCCUCCAACAGCAGCAGGCGCACUCAAACUACACCCAGGUAUCCUCCCAACAGGCGCCACACCCUGGGAGCAACUACAGCCACACCCCACCACCACCACCCUCCCUCCAACAGCAGCAGGCGCACUCAAACUACACCCAGGUACCCUCCCAACAGGCGCCACACCCUGGGAGCAACUACAGCCACACACCACCACCACCGUCCCUCCAACAGCAGCAGGUGCACUCAAACUACACCCAGGUACCCUCCCAACAGGCGCCAUACCCUGGGAGCAACUACAGCCACAUUCCACCACCACCACCCUCCCUCCAACAGCAGCAGAUGUACUCAAACUACACCCAGGCGCCGACACACACAGUCAGCGCCUACAACCAACAGCUGCCACAAAGUGUGAGUAACGACAGCCCCAUCCCUCCCCCGCAGCAACAGCCCGCCCCUGCACCCCCCCCUCCUCCUCCUCCGCCGCCACCCCCGCCGCCACUGCCACCUCCAGUCCAAAACGUGUCACACCACUCUCCAGCUCCCACCAUGUACAAGUUCAGCACCAUCAACAGGCUGCAGAACCAGCAAUCAUCUCUGGCUGCCAAUCACCGCAGGAUGCCCACUCACCUCCACCCCCAGAAACUUUCUGCAUCUCCGAUGGUGCCCACCGCACAGGUGCCAACCAAACCAAACGUCAACCACAUUGCGGCAAGGACAAAUGUCCCGCCGCCACCCCCUCCGCCACCGCCCCUUUGUAUGCCAACUCCUGGUUCAGCCAUGGCAGUGUUGAAGCUCGGCCCUCCAAAUCCGGGCGCCCUCGCUGCCUUUAUCCCGCCAACCAAAGAGGGGGCAUUUCCACCCCCUCCCCCGCCACCCCCGGCUGCCCCCGGUCCAGUCAGCCAGUCCACCUACAACAUUGGGCUGAAGCGUGCACUGAAGGAUAGGUUUCCUAGCCCACCACGGGAUCUUUUGUCUGCAAAUGGAGAUCUUGAAGAGUCACCGACUCCCACCCCUACACCACCGCCGCCGCCACCUCCACCACCUCCCCCUCCACCUCCCCAACAGACCUCCGUGCCAGUCCAGUUCCCACCUCCUCCACCAGCAGCCCCACCCAAAUCCUUCACACCAGGGUUUGUUCCCAAACCGUUGUCACCUGUCUCACCUUUCCCACCUGCUCCACCUCCUGCCUCCAUGGGUGGGCUUCCACCACCGCCACCACCACCCCCUCCUCCACCUGGCCCCCUUAAAAAACAGUUCAGUCUCCAGACCGGCUACACCUCCAGCCAACCUCCACCAACGCUGCCCAAGCAGCACAGCCUGUCUAAGCCCCCAGGUGUUUGCACAGGUACGCCCCCUGUAACGUCAUUGGUCAAACAGCUCAGCAGUCAGUUUCCGGGGGCUUUAACCCAGGUAGCCCCUCCUCUGUCCCCGCCUGCAGUCAAGUCCAAACCAAAAUGGCAGCCUGGUGGUGGUCAGCAGCUACAGUCUCCAGAGUUCCCGCCCCCUCCGGACAGCGCCCAAGUCCACAGUGGUGGUUUUCCUGCCCCACCACCUCCACCCCCAGCCUCAUGCCCAGCACCCCCGGCGCCACCCCCUCCACCCGGGAACAUGGACCCUUCUGGCAACUGCAGUCUGGUGGGUAAAAAACCUCCUCCCGCCCCCCAAAGAAACUCUAGCAUCAAGUCCAACGCCUAUGAGGAAUCUAGAAGAAACCUGCUCAGUAAAUUUGCCCCCCAGAGUAACACGCCUCCAUCCUCCCCGUCUCCCACUGCUGCAUCCACUGGCUCUCCAUCAAAGGAUCCCUCAGGGGGUCCCCCCGCACCCCCAAAACCCGGCAAGCUCAACCUGUCUAACCUUCCCAUGGCUCUUCAAGCCAAAGUGAGCCAGGCUAAACAAUCUGGUGGCGACUUCCCCUCCCCGCCUCUGGAUUGCGCCUACUUCCCUCCGCCACCGCCAGCAUCUGAGCUGUUCCCGCCUCCACCUGCUCCUGGUAGCGAUUCCCAUAAUGGUGGCCCUCCCAGAGUGGCUGUGGUCAACCCCCAGCCCCAAGCUCCCCCUCCUCUUCCGCCAGUCUCUUUUAUCAAUAACUCUUCAUGGGGUAAGAACUCGCUUAAAAAGACUCCUCCCCCAACGCUGGUGCGCCGAAGCAACACCACGCCAGAGCCCCAACCCCUCUCACCACCACCCCAAGUCCCUCCGCCCACCUCACCAAAGGGCAGCUCAGGACAGCCCAACUUUCUAGAGGACCUGAACCGGACCCUUAAGCGAAAAUCCGUGGGUCGGCAAGGCAAAAUGGACCCUGCUGGGACGAUGGAUGACAUGGCGCUGCCUCCGCCCCCGCCUGAGCUGCUCCCUGACCAGGGCAACCAGAGCAACGGAGGAAGUGGCGGCUACAUGUCUGGCAACAUCUCAGGCUAUGCAACGCUGCGACGAGGACCCCCACCUGCGCCACCAAAACGGGGGGACGGCACCAAGCUUACUGGAGAGUGUUGAAAAACAUGUGAGAAUAUUCCCCUCCUUGUUUUGGAUCAUAACAACCAAGUCUGUAAAUAUGAAAAGAUGGAGGUUCACAUUUCUCAAAUGCUUGGCUUUCUACACCUGCAAACUUUUAUUAAUAUUUACUCAUUCUUUGUAGCGCAGCUUUUUCAGUCUAAACUCUUAAAGGGGUCCUAUCUUACAUUUGCAACUUCUCAGACUGAGCUUUCAAAGGUUGUUCUGCGUGAUGUGGAAGUGUCGAAUAAUGAAGUCGGGGUGUUUUGAACUAAUCCCUGCUUUCAUUUUUAGGCCACUCCUAAAUAUUGGGUUUGACAACCUGCCCGCGACCGUUGUGCGGUACCUUUUUUUUCUUUCUUAAAAAUGACAGCCAGAAAUAGUUUUUUCAUAUUUACAGUUUGCUGGUGUCCAUUAGCACGUACAGUGUGAGGGAAAUGGACCAAUCGCAACAGAGCAGGCGUGGUCCGGGAAGAAGCUGCGGAAUCCGAGCAUGUCCUGCCAAGAGGAGAAGAGUGCAGAUUUACCCGGUUCACAACUAACUAGUGAUUGGCACACUCACUUGCUUUAUUGGUGCUGCACUGACACGGUUGGUGCUUCUUAAUGGCGCCAUCUGCUGGAUUAAACAAGUCACCACAUUUCACCUGAAAUUUUAAUUAUAGCAUAUAUAUAAUUUUUUUAAUAUCCCACAUACAGAAAGGUAUGUGAAGCCGACAGAAGCGCUACCCGAUAAACACAGUUUAGUAUGUUGUAGUCACAUGACACAGCAGCUGUACUGGUCAAGUCCAUCCAUCCAUCCAUCCAUCCAUUGUCUACCGCUUGUCCCUUUUGGCCACCUCAUCGCAGGGCCAACACAGAUAGACAGACAACAUUCACACUCACAUUCACACACUAGGGACCAUUUAGUGUUGCCAAUCAACCUAUCCCCAGGUGCAUGUCUUUGGAGGUGGGAGGGGCCUAUCCCCAGGUGCAUGUCCUUGAAGGUGGGAGGAAGCCGGAGGGAACCAACACAGUCACAGGGAGAACAUGCAAACUCCACACAGAAAGAUCCCAAGCCCAGGAUUGAACCCAGGACUACUCAGGACCUCCGUGUUGUGAGGCAGAUGCACUAACCCCUCUACCACCGUGCUGCCCCCACGUCAUAAUGUGACACACCGCGAGACACAGUCUUCGUGUUUCAUAAUACUGUAUCGUUUGACCCAUCUCUACCAUUUUCUGAAAAUACUAGAGUGAGCCGCUGGGAUCCAGUAUCUCUGUGAGCACGAUAGGACCCCUUUAAGGAUAAAUCCCAUCUGGUGCACCAAGCAUUUCAACGCAAAUCAAAAUGUGAUAAAUUCCGAACUAAGUAUCCAAGCUUGGACUGGAAAGAGGAAAAAGACUUUGUUGAGGCUGUAGACGGGAGUGCAUGUGUUGUGUGAUUGCUGAGCAUGUGCAUACAUGCAGUAUGCUAGCGAGGUGCAGGUAUUGUUUGCUUUGUGUGAAAUUAUUUAAAUGCUGAAUUGAAGUGCUUGGUCAACGGUGGUUAUGGAAUGUAUAUUGGAGGUUAACAUGAGUUGUUCACACCAACAAAAGGUCAAAACAGACUUUCAAACAUGCGGUGUCUUAAACACUUGUAGAUGGUCUCAUGACAAAAGCAAAGGAGGAGGCCUUAUUCUUUAAGUCUUGCACAACGCCGACGAAGGAAGGAGUGUUUUUUUCUCCCGGCUCAGCAGCCUGGAUGGAAAUUGCUCUUUACUAUUUUUAAUCUAAUGCAAAACUUGCCAUGGACUUAUCUUAAAAUGUGUGUUGUGGAGUGUUUUUUUUAUAUACAUUUGUAGAGUUGCUGUAGCUGCUGUUUUUUCCAUCGCCCUCUGCCAAGUCACAUGACCACAACCCAGGAAGGAGCCGCAAAGCGACGUGUCAAUCCGCUUAAUGUACAGCGCAUCAAGUAUGUAGAGAACAACAAAUGUGACAGACUUAGGACUUGAAUGUUGCACUCAUAUUAGUGUCUGUUUCUUGUCUCAUGGCCUUCAUUUUGCAAGGUGCUCGUGCUGUUCUUACAUUUCUACAUGUAUCAGGAUGGCGUUUAUAUUUACACUAUUGAAAAAUGAAACGGAUUAGAAGGAUUGUAUUUUAUUGGUCUUUGAUCUGAGUUGCAUACAGUUGAUUUGCUUUUCUUUUUUUUAUACCCAACUCAUUUGUGGAAUAUCAUUUCUUUAAAAAAAACAAAAAAACAAGUGUCACAGUCUUGAACAGGAUGUUUGCUACAGUUCUGUGUGUAAGUUAUUGAUGUGCUCAUGUGGGACCUAAAUAGUUGCAGACUGAAUACAUGUCAUUGCAUAGAAAUCCAAAUUCACAAUAUAAAUGUUCAACCCAU